GAUUGGGCGGCGUGGCGCAAUGGGCGCGAUCCUUUAAGAUACCAAGCCAUCCGCAGUUCUGACCCUUUCCUCUCCUUACUCCCGCUGGUAAAUCGAAGCCCAGGAGACUUCCGGGCUUGGGCAUCUGCAGAGGGCGAGAAACUGGUCGCAGCGCCGGGUGGGCUUGCAACUGUGACGUUUAUGCGGACACCUCAGACUCGCUUGUACGUUGAGGUGCACGCACCUCAUUCACCUCGGCUUCCCAGUUGAUAGCACUGACGUCAACAAAUAAAUGUUGAAUUAGGAAGAAUAAAGAACUGGAAUUGCUGCAAGUCCUCUGGACUUCUUUUAGCAGUAGUCCCACCCACUCUCUUCUACUUCCAGGUCAGGGGGCGUGUCCAGAAGAAAGGCGGAAUCCAAUUUGCCCGGCGUUCUCACACUCGCCACGAUUCCUGAGUAGGGCCUUGCCUGGCUUUUUCGGGAAGUCUCCUUAUCCCGGCAUCGCCUCUUUAGGAAGUCACUUAAUAUUUGGCUUCAUUAUUCCCACAUCGCCUUCCUACGUAGUUUCCUGCACUUCUAACGAAAAAGAUUGCAGAAAGGAGAGGUGGGGCUGUGAGUCGAAAUCAGCAAACCGCAGGUCCUUGUGGCGUGCAUCCUCCAGGAGAAGGGUAAUUUCCUUCCUUUUUAAAUUGGCUAUUAGAAUCCGUUAUUUUGCUCCCAAUCCCAGAGCUUCAGUUUCUCCUUCACUUCCCAAUUCCACAAGAACCCUGGGCGACAGUUAUGGAGAAGCGUCUGCAGGAGGCUCAGCUGUACAAGGAGGAAGGGAACCAGCGCUACCGGGAAGGGAAGUACCGAGAUGCUGUGAGUAGGUAUCAUCGAGCUCUGCUUCAGCUGCGGGGUCUGGAUCCAAGUCUGCCCUCUCCGAUACCUAAUCUCGGACCUCAGGGCCCCGCCCUCACCCCUGAACAAGAAAACGUACUGCAUACCACCCAGACAGACUGCUACAACAAUCUAGCUGCCUGUCUCCUUCAGAUGGAGCCAGUGAACUAUGAACGAGUGAGAGAAUAUAGUCAGAAAGUCCUGGAACGACAACCUGAUAAUGCCAAGGCCUUGUAUCGGGCAGGAGUGGCCUUUUUCCAUCUACAGGACUAUGACCAGGCCCGGCACUACCUCCUGGCUGCCAUCAAUAGGCAGCCUAAAGAUGCCAACGUCCGGCGGUACCUCCAGCUAACACAGUCAGAACUCAGCAGCUACCAUAGAAAAGAGAAGCAACUGUACCUGGGCAUGUUUGGUUAACAAAGAAGAAAGACGUUCCUCCACUUGAACUUAGGUGGGCCAUUAAACAUGCAUCAAGGAGAAACCUGAGCCUCAGCAAGAGAAAUUUAGCCUAUACCUCUGACCCAGGUGGAUUUCUGUUUCUAGCUCUGUACAAACUAUACUACUUAGACAGUCUGAGUCCUUUUCUGUCUGUCCAUCUUUGUAUUUCUGUAGCUUUCAAUACAUGUUGUUGUUGGGACUGUUUGCCUUGAGAAAUACAAUCAGAAAACAU
Messenger RNA from Saimiri boliviensis boliviensis (Bolivian squirrel monkey), 1528 nucleotides. NCBI's taxonomy places the organism in Eukaryota, Metazoa, Chordata, Mammalia, Primates, Cebidae. The record is from RefSeq and is a predicted model, not a curated record.